GGGCAAGCUUGUGUUUCAUCUGCAGAUGUUCCUUGGAACUUAGUACGCAUAUUUCUAGUUUUUGAUAAGGCUGCUGGAGACCUUGGCUUCUUGAUUAGAGGGGCAGUAAACGCUGCCAUUCCAUCUAAACAAAUGAGUGAGCUCAUUUUGUUUUGAAAAACAAGUUCAAAGCUGACUGGAUGUAUGUCAAAGCCCAGGAAAUUGUAGAUACGGUAGGACUGAAGUUUACUCCUCUGCUUUGCCUGGAAGGACACAUGCCUCAGUCACGUCACUGAUGUAGGUGGUUCUUUUGGGGGUGUGAUUUUCUGGAGGUGUGGUUGGUUGGUUUCUUCCUUCCUUGCUUGCUAUAUCUGCUUCACUUUGUCUGGUGUGCUGUGAGGCUUGGAUCAUUGCCUUGAGGUAGGUAAGAACGGGUUGUUGGUUUCCCCCCAUUUUUGUUAGGGACUUUAAUUCAUUUCCCAACUAGAUGGGCUUGGGGAGGUGGGGUGGGCAGAUGGGAGUUAUAUUUACUUUAAUUACUUUGAUAGUGCUAGUCGUCUUUGACGGGACUUAACUGGCCAGGGGUCCUUUACCUCUACCUUUUACCUUGCCACUUAUUGGUACAAAUCCAAAUCAUAUUCAAUUUAAUUAUAUAUGUAUUUCUAAUCUUGUAUAAAUUUCUAUAGGCUUAAUUUUCUAUUUUCUGUGUAAAUCCUAUAUUGGUCAUGAUAUCAUUUCAUUUUCCGUUUCCACUAAGUUUUGUAUAUUAUUAAAAAGAGUGAUUUGUGUCUGCGUUUUUUUUAAUGGUACAAGCUGUGGUGGUGCAAACUGUUUCACUGUGUUGCUAUUGAGUAAAAUCGAACCUUGAUGGGGGGUUUUCAUGGUGCAAGCUGUAAUGGUGCAAGCGGUUUCACUGUAUUGCUGCUGAGCUGUUUCACUGUGUUGCUACUGAGCAAAAUUGAACCUUGAUGGGCAGUUGAUGAAUGUGGCUUUGGCCAAGAUUUGGGGGGGGGCUUUCAUUGUGCCUUCAUUGAAUCAGUGGAGAGUGGAGGCUGUAGCAGCCCCUCUUUGCUUUGACAAUGCUACUUAUGAGUGCAUGUGCAAAUAACAUUCAAUUGCUAAUAAGUGUGUGUGUGUGUGUGUGUGUGUGUGUACAGUAUCAAUUUCUAUAUAUUCUAUAUUGGUCAUUAUGUUUCUUAUAUCCAUAGAGUGGUUUGUUUCUGGAUGGUUUGUUUUUUAAAAAAAAAAUUGGUGCAAGCUGUGAUGGUGGAAACUGUUUCACUGUGUUGCUAUUGAGUAAAAUCAAACCUUGCUGGCGGAUUUUUUAUGGUGCAAGCUGUAAUGGUGCAAGUGGUUUCAUUGUGUGGCUACUGAGCAAAAUUAAACCUUGAGGGGCAGUUGAUGAAUGUGGCUUUGGCCAAGAUUUGGGGGACCAUCAUUGUGCCUUCAUUGAAUCAGUGGAGAGUGGAGGCUUUAGCAGCCCCUCUCCAGAGAUGCUGAUGUGUUGGAAAUGCUAGAGGCCAUUUCACUGAACUGCCAUCCAAUAGUUUGAAACAGAGAAGGCUGCACAUUUUUUCUGUUUGGGCUAUUCUGCAGUGGUUUUGUGGUCUCCACAGGGGACAAUUCUCGACACAAUAUUUCUGGCUCUGGGUCUCUUUCUCACCUCUCCCCCAUCUCUUCUAGCUUUAACCACUCGCAAAGCCUACUGUCUUGGGAUUGCAGAGGUCAUUCCUUUAAGGUCACCCCUUUAAGGAUCUCUUCUACAAGUAUGUGAAAGUGGUGCAUGUGUUGUUGUAGUAGAUCUGCCUAGGAAGGGAGGUUAGGUGAAGGUGCUGUUGGGGAGGUGUCUUGUUUUGUGGAGAGGUCAGGAUGAGAGCAAGGAGCCUUAUAAGAAGGUGGCUGAUGCUCAGGCUUCUUUGUAAGAGCCAUGCAAGAGCAAAUUAGUGGCCCUUCUAGUCCAGCAGUCUGUUCCCCUAGUGGCCAACCAGAUAUUUAGGGCAAAGUCCACAACAGGAACCGUGAUCCCCAACAACUGGUUCUAUUGAAAAACAUGCUGUCUCUUUUCCAGGGGGAAAUAUUUAGCUGCCAAUGGCCUUAUUUGCCACAAAUUUCUCUAUUCUGUCCCAUAUGGCAGCCAUCCCCUUAUCUAGUGGCAGGGAGUUCCAUCCUUCAGCAAUGCAAUGUUGUGUGGAAAAGUCCUUUCUCUGGUCUGCUUGUAAUCUUCCACUCACCAGUUUCACUGUAUGACCCCAUUGGACAUGACAAGAAGCCCCUCUCUCUCCAGUCUCUCCACUCCACAUGCCAUUUUAUACACCACUAGCCUUAAAGUGCAGAAUAAAGCCACAACACAUUAAAGAAAGAAAAGAGAGACAAGCAGGAGAGAGGGAAGGAGGUGGGGGCUUGGCCAAAGUGAAGUGGAGAUGUGAGGGAACGGGGGGAUGGAGACGGGGAGCAGAGAGGGUCAUCUGAAGGGGUCUUCUGAAGAGGCCUAAGAGUGGUGGCAAGAGGUUUAGUAAGAAAUUGAUGCAUGAGAUGUAAAUAGAUGGGUGAACCUUCCUUCACAUCCUUUUCUCCUCUUUCAGUUGCAGAAAUGCUGGAAGAGGCAAUUGAAACCGCUCUCCAGGUUAGUAUCUGUGGGAGCAGGUACAAGACCCCCCUCAGCACAGUCCCCCCCUUGCCUCCCCCCACCCACUAGCCCAGGAAAAUGCCGGUUUUGAUGUUUGUCUCCUGGGAUCCAGGAGCAAUCCCUCCCCCCCCCCCAUGGCUUUCACAGGUGUGAGGUUGAGAAAGCCCAUUCCUGAUUAAAAACCUGACUUUUUCCACUUUCAGGAUCUGGCCAGGGAUUAUUUUUUCCUCUUUUGUGUGCACUUCACAUGUGAUCAAACCCGUAAUGUGGCUCCUGAUGCCGUGGUGUAUCAGAAAGAUCCUGUGACUAAGGUCAUUUUGGUAAGUGAGGUUCAGGAUGAGAAAUCCAUUGGGGAGAUGGGCAGAAGGGAUGGGGGUGAGGUUUGGGGAAUGGUCUGUGAAAAGGAAGUUUGUGGGUCUGGCAAAGAAGAAGAAUUUGCAGGCAUUUGGGACAGGCAUUCCAACUGCAAUUGAAGUCAACCCCUGAAUCUGGGGCUGGAGCAGCCCCCCUGAAUUCCAUGGGGAACUAACUUUGCUCUUCUGCUCUUUGAACUCUUCUCAGGACAUCAUGGAGAGAUGGUACAUGUUUCCGGUCCCCUUCAAAGUAUUGAAAAGGGGAAUGAAUGACGUCAUCUGCCUCACGUAUGUUGUUAGCAUUGUUUGGGCAAUUGGGAAUUAGAAAUGGCAAAGUGGGGUGUUUGUGAGCUGCUUGAGGAAAGGGCUGUCAGCAGCUGGCAAUUUAGACUGAGAGGGAAGAAUCAAAACACAGGGAAAUAGCAGGGACUGAAUAAAUGGGCCAAGAGUGCCAUCUUGAGCUUGACAACAAGCUGAUAGGGUAGGCAGGAUGGAGCAAUGGAAGCUUCUGUCUCUAAAAAAGAAAAGAAAAAUCAUGGGUGGCUUUUAUGCUGGAUGUAUCCCCUCCCUCAAUCUCUCCCCUUCCUUAAUGGAAGCUGGGACUUGAUGGGUCAAUAGGGAGCUGUCUGACAUGGGAUUAGUUUUUCAGUGGGUUGUGUAGCUUUUAAAUGUACAUGCUUGAGAGGUCCAAAAUUAGAGGCUGUGGGGUUCCCAACAAGCCUGAAAAUCAUCCAUAGGACUUUGGGAAAUUCAAUCUCAUAUUUUCUGCUUCAUCGUGACAGCUUCGUGAGACCAGCAUAUGCGGUUGUUCGGAAAAGGGCCAUCAUCCGUGGGAUGCUUCUUCCGAUUGCUCACAUUCCUGGACUGAGCAAUCCUGACAGGGAGGUAAAUUCUUUGUAGCUUUGAUCAUUACUCUUGACUUCUGUUGGUUCAAUUUAUCUCCUGAAAAGUUUGCACAUCAUUUCAUUUCUUACUAAUUUUUCAGCGAGACCAUAAGCUUAGCUACACAGAUAAUGCUUUUGGUUUCACUGGGUUUUUUUAACGUCAUCUCCAUUCAGAAAGUGAAUUUUGCCUCAUUAUUUGUCCAUGAGUGAAAACUCUUAGUCUCAUUUGAAGCUGGCAUUUGUCUCUAUUCUGCCAGUUUGCUUUAGUAUCACCCUUAUCCAAAGCUAAAAAUCUGCUAACUAUUCUCACCCCCCCCAUGUCUUUCCACAUCAUCUCCUCCCAUGAAUCUAUGAAUCCACCUCUGUGAAAAUGGUUUUCACCACCAGGCUCUCAAGCAGCUGUUUCAUGCAAUUGUGAGGCGCCUGCUGACUGAGGACCCAACCGCUCAGUGCCUAAGAACCCUCUUGGAAGUAAGUGUGUUGGUAGGACGAGGGUAUUGUUUCAUUUCAGCAGAGCCUGCUGGCAUAAAAGCUUGAUCAGGCAGCAUCACAAACCCAGAACAUGGGUGUCUCCUGACACGCUGGGGAAGGGCAGGCCACUCAGACAGGGGCCCACCCUUGUCAAGGCCCUUUCUUCAGUCUCCACCUGGGUGCAGCAGCCAGGGGGGGCCAAAGCAAAUUUGGGGCUCAGUGACUUGGGAGAUAGCCUUUUUGAGCUGUCUGGAACAUUGAACAAAGGAUCUCCCUCAGAUAGUGGGGGAAAGUCCUCAGUGGAACUGGUAGCUUGCCUCUGUAGCUCAAACCAGCCCCCUGAUACUAAGGUGCUUUUUCCUCCCACAGACGCUGGCCCAUUUUUUCAAUUCAGACGAUGUGCUUGAAAGAGCGCUGGCUACAAGCAGUAUCACCAUCCUGCUGGCCAACGCUAUGAAAUACAAUCAUCUGACUGUAAGUAUCUGUUUUAUGGGCCAGAGAGGUUUCUCAAAGUGGCUUACAAAAGACUAUCUCAGUGAAAGAGACAUCCAAACCUGGUGUCGGGCAGAGAAGUAAACAUGGUCUCCCAGUGUGUCCAGGAUUAUUCAGGUGGUAGUUUUUUGUGCACUUCUUUGGUGCUGCCCUUUGGCCUCCACCUACUAGGCAGCAGAGCCCACAGAGGUGGGCUUCCUUGGAGGCAAGGAAGUGGGGUUUAGUAGAUGCUUUGGGGUUUUAAAAGGACCUAAUUCAGACUUUUCUUCAUUCUACAGCCUGGGGUCAUAAUAAGGGUCCUCCCCGAGGAGCUCACUCCACUGUUCCUAAACAUCAGCGAAGGCAAGUACUCCAUUCUGCAAGCACAGAACAAACCCACAGGGCUCACUCUCCACCCCAAAGCCUAACUGGGGUCUGAGGAGGGCUCACUUCUUGGCAGUAACACACCUGGUUGCUGUAACGCAGCUCAGGUUGAAAUCCCAGCCCUGCCUCAAAGCCCCCAAGCAAGGUGGAGAGUGAACAGCUGUUCCCAGAUGCCAUGGGGAUGCUGGCUCCAGGUGGUGGAGGCCGGUGACCCCCAAUGGUCUGGCAAUGGGGGUGGUGAUGUUGGGGUGGGUAGCAGCCCCACUGGGCUUUGCCAGGGCAUGGGAGGGGGCAUUACCUGUCUAAGAAUGCCCGGUGAUAAGUCUGGGCCUGGUUGUAAGGAAGACUCACUUUUCUUAUCUUCUUUUCCAUCCAGCGGACGUCCAGGCUGUGAUUCAGGAUGUGUUCCCACCACUGAAUGAGGCGUACUGAAUCCUCUUCCCAAACCAGAUUGAUGUGUGUGGUGAAGAAGGAAUCAUUGUCUGGUGUUAUCUGAAGACAUUUGCCAUUAUCUGAGGGUGUUUGUCAUUAUCUGAGGGUGUUUGUCAUUAUCUGAGGGCAUUUGCCAUUAUCUGAGGGCACUUACUAUUAUCUAUGGGCAUUUGUCAUGAUCUGAGGGCAUUUGCCAUGAUCUGAGGGCAUUUGCUAUUAUCUGAAGGCAUUUGCCAUUAUCUGAGGGCACUUACUAUUAUCUGAGGGCAUUUGCCAUUAUCUGAGGGUAUUUCCCACUUUAAAUAAAAAUUGAAUUUUGAGCAAUUCUGAGCU
Messenger RNA from Podarcis lilfordi (Lilford's wall lizard), 5933 nucleotides. The record is from the annotation of a GenBank genome assembly. Lineage: Eukaryota; Metazoa; Chordata; Lepidosauria; Squamata; Lacertidae.